Molecule: messenger RNA, 4112 nt
Organism: Mercenaria mercenaria
Lineage: Eukaryota; Metazoa; Mollusca; Bivalvia; Venerida; Veneridae
Product: testis-expressed protein 264-like
Exons: 3
Coding region: 31-1188 (385 amino acids)
Biological process (GO): protein-DNA covalent cross-linking repair; reticulophagy
Cellular component (GO): replication fork; autophagosome membrane; nucleus
Source: RefSeq, a predicted model, not a curated record
UAUCGCAAUCAAGCUAACCAUAAAAAUAAAAUGGAGGCCUUCACAUUGAUUCUAGCGGGAAUUCUCAUUUUAUUUGUGAUUCUUUGUUUAUCUAUUGCCGCCUUGCUUUAUGUCAGUGGCGUUUUAAAACCUAUAGAUGUUGGAGCAGGCACCCCACCCAUAGGGCAAGCCGUAGUUGCCUAUAAAUUCGCACAAGGACCGUACAAAUAUGCAGGAAAUUUGUUCACUGAAGUUUGUCGUGUCGCCCCGGACCAUAAAUGCCUUGGAAUUUACUAUGACAACCCAAACGAGGUACCGAGUGACAAGUGUCGCUAUAUAGUCGGAGCUGUGCUCAGUGAAGGCGGAGUAAAAGUAGAACCUGAGGUGGUAGAGAGAAUGACAUCUGAAGAUUUCAAAAUUAUUGAACUACCCGCACUAACAAACUGUGUAAAGACUUCAUUUCCAUAUGUGAACACACUGUCCAUCAUGAUAGCUGUAAUGAGGGUCUACCCAAAAAUGAACAAAUACAUUAAGGAACACAAGUUGUGCGCUUAUCCAAUGCUUGAAAUAUAUGAGCCUACUGUUAUUCACUUCAUGGCACCAUUGUCCCAGCAAGAGCAGUUCUUUGCCAAAGAAGCCCUUGAAUGCAUUCCAGAAGAAUAUCAAGCAGAGAAAGAUGAGUCCAGUUUGGAUAUAUCGGCUAGAUCAAGUCCCGCGCCAUCUAGUAGAUGCUCUCGUAGUGUCUCCUCAUUUAGUCAUAGUUACGUAAGUAGUCGAUAUGGUGACAAUACGUACACUGAUGAUGAGUCUGAUACUGACAACAAAAAUGACGAGGAAAAUAUUGAUGAUAGCAUUCAAGAUGAUGAAGUAAGUUCAAGCAUUGAGGUAAGACCUUCAAAGGCUUGUACAAAUCUUCUAGAAGAAACAGAUGUUAAUGUACUAAAGGAAGAGGAAGCAUUGAUGAAAGUAGGUAAAGAUGACUCUGUUUGCAGAGGUGAUGAGAGCGGGAUAAGUCUGCAGGAUUCUGGGAUAUGUUCCGGACGUACGUCUGCCAUUCCUACAGAAACUGAAAGUCUGACUGAUGUCAGAAGUCCUGCUGGAGCAGAUGGAAAUGAUUCUUCUUCUUCCUUUGAAGAAAUUAAUAUGGAACAAGCUGAAAAAGAAACUGCAUCUCUGGAGGGAAGCAAUGAAACAAAAUCUGAACCAUAAUGAAUUUGUUUUCCAACUUGCUUCAAGACUCUUGUUCCAUGUAUAUCUAGAACAAAAUUUGUUUCCGUUACCUGAACCAUGGAAUAUAUAGAGGACAUUGUUUGUUUUUUUUUUAGUAAGAUGUACUUACUUUUUUCAUCUUGUGAGCUGCGAAAAAAGUAUUAUCACGAGUGGCUGUAAAGCUAUCAAAAGUAAAACGUAAUCUUCUGAAUACAAGUUUAUAGAAGUACAAUGUAGGAAUGCUUAAAAUAGAAAACAAGAUCAUUGACAAAUGUUGGUUGUGGGGUAAAAUGUAGCCCAGUUGGUAAUUUCUGUAAAAGAUUAAUAUAAUUGUUUAAUUUAUUGAAUAGAUAGAUAUGCUUUGAAGUAGUAUGCCAUAUGUAUUGCUAAUUUUGUGCAAUACUGUUAAAUUUGCCAUAAAUACUUUAUUUUUCCAUGAGUGGGGCUUUCAGAUAUUUAUAAGGCAUAUAUUUGUUUAACCAAUUUUGAAAUGUUCAGGAAAGACAUUAUCUGGUUGGCUACCAACUUAAAAACUUUUGUAGUGAACUGUGAGUGUGAACUAGUGUUAGAUUCAAACCAAGUUCUUUAUAAUUUACAAAUGUACAUGUAUACAGACAAUGUAAAUGCUCAAUGGUUUAUCAAAGAAACCUUGGUGUUCACCGUCGUGCUGGUAAAAGUGGAUUCUAAGGCUUAAUAUCUUGAGUGAGAAAGUAUUAUUGUACACAUAUAAUAUUACUUGAAGGUCAUUUGUGGGCUCUGAGGCAGAAGAGAAAAGUAUCCAAGAAAUCUUUAAGAAAAAUGCUAGUUCAGAAUUUGGCACUUGUUACACUUUAGAAUCAUACUGAAUUUCCCUCAUAUGAUAACCCUAAUUUAAAGCCUAAAGGUCAAAAUGUGAUCUUUGUGAAGUGUGAUUUUUGUGUUCGACUGUGCAAAAGAUCACGAAAAUUAUGUACUAACAAUGCCUGAUAGCUAUUUUAUACUUUAAUGUUACACUUGUGUACUUGUUUGUAUUAUUAUACACUUACUGAAGGUCUGAAGGAUUAAGGGCCAAUUGUUUUACAAUGGAUUGGCAAGCCAUUACAUUAGUGUUUUUAUUACAUGACAUCAAAAAUAUUUUAAUCACCAUGUUGAUAGAUUCUACUGUCAGAGAUACUGUAAACUUUUCACAUUUUUGCGAACUUUUUAGCUUACCUGAAGAAGGUUCAAGGGGAGCUACUGUGAUGGUGCUGUGUGUAGUAUUAACAUUUUACACUUACCAUGCUAAAUUUCUAUGAUGAACUUGUCCAUCUUCCAAUUUGGACAGUACCAUUAACUCCUAAAAGGGGUCCAUACCAAAACAGAUACUGACUGAAUAGCAAACAGUGCAGAUCAUGAUCAGACUGCACAGAUUUGCAGGUUGAUCAUGAUCUACACUGGUCGCAAAUGCAGAACCAAUCGUGUCCAGCAUGACUUUAUUAUUUCAUAAAAUUUGUAGGAGAGUUCUUGCAGUAAUUUGUCCUUCAUAUAAACAUGACCUGUAAAAUUCCAAGUUUUCUUGAUGGGAAACUUUUAUGCAAUCAUGGAGCACUGAUCAGUGACCUAAAGUAGUUAAUGAUCAGCUGAUGACUUUGAGUGUUUAUUAUUUUGGCUGAAUGAUUCACCAUUUGUAGGCAAUAGGAUUAAGUUACAAUGUAGAUAUUAGUCAAAAAUAGCAUUCUUUAGCUUAGGAGCAAAUUGUAUUUACCAAGACAUAAAGUAUGUAAUCAGUCAUUUUUAGCUCCACUAUUCUGAGAAUAGGGGUGCUAUUCUACUCACCCUGGCAUUGGCGUCGCACCUUGGUUAAAGUUUUGCAUGCAAGUAUUUAUAACUAUCAUUUAAAGGCAUAUAGCUUUGAAACUUAUUUUUACUUUUUCUAGGCCAAUUAUCAACCUCACAUGGUCAAGUCACAUAACUCUGACAUGUAUUUUGGUCAAAUAUUGCACCAUUUUGGACUUAGAAAAUCCUGGUUUAAGUUUUGCAUAUAUGUUAGUAUCUCAAAAAUUAAUGCAGAUGUUGAAAUGAAACUUCACAUGUGUCUUCAGGAUUAUAAAACUAGUCACAGGUAGCAGCAAGUCCUAUAAAUUUGACAUGCAUUUGGCCAAAUUAUACCCCCUUUUGGACUUAGAAAAUCUAGGUUAAAGUCUUGCAUACAAGUUACUAUCUUCAAAACUAAUGCAGAUACUGUAAAAUCAUUUAAUUUCGUGGGCAUGAAAUUUUGUGGUUUUGAUCUAAACUGCAAUUUUGUGGGGAUAUGAAUUUGUGGAUUUAAACUUUUGAACAUAAAAUGAAUGAGAAAUUUUCUUGUUAGUUGGGAUUAAAUUUCGUGGAUUGACUUAACCACAAAAUCCACGAAAAUUAGUCCCCCACGAAUAUUAAUGAUUUCACAGUAUACCAGUAGGUAUUGUAACAUUCUGCUUUUUGGACAACAAUUCAAAUAGUCAAGCAUUGGCUGUCUUACGGACAGCUCUUGUUAUACUACCUGUAUACCCACUGAAUUGUCUGUGUACAGGCAUCGGGUAAAACUAUCACAUUCCAGAAUAUUGUCAGUGCUUGCAUGCUUUAAUUGUUUUACACAAGUACAGCUGAUCAAGAAGGAAAUUGUAAGCAAAAGAAAACAUGUUUUUGUAUGCAUUUAAAGGCAUUAUUGAAGUGACAUAUCUGUGUUGGUUCAAAAUUGAGUAUAGCUAUUUUUGUCAGCUUUGAAAGUUGUAUUGUAGCAUCAGUUUUUCAGUUUACAUAGAUGAGUUUCACAACUGAAUGUGAAGAAAUUGUCUGAGUAUUUUGUACAUGAAGAAAUGUUGUGUUUCAAUUAUUGUGUUCUGGGUAAACAAAUGUGCUUUCAAUUAUAUUGAUAUACAACUUGUAGUUUUUGUUGGAUGUAAAUAAAAUACUGGUUGAAAUGUAAA